AUGGGAGCUCAACCCAACAAUUCAGAGUUGCUCUUCACCUUGACAAGACUCCCAGGACUGGAGACCUCCCAGCACUGGAUAUUUUUGCCCCUUGGUACUUUCUAUUUUGUCUCUGUUGUGGGCAAUGCCCUUAUCCUGUUCAUUAUUAAGGAGGAACAGAGCUUACACCAGCCUAUGUACUAUUUCCUGUCCCUGCUCUCAGUUAAUGAUUUAGGUGUAUCUUUCUCCACAUUACCCACUGUACUGGCCACAUUUUGCUUCCACUUAAGAGAAAUCAGUUUUAAUUCUUGCAUGGCCCAAAUGUUCUUUAUCCACCUUUUCUCCUUCAUGGAGUCUGGGGUCCUGCUGGUCAUGAGCUUUUAUUGCUAUGUGGCCAUCUGUAAUCCACUGCGCUAUGCCACAGUACUCAGUGAUGCCCGUGUGGUGCAAAUGGGCAUGUUUGUUAUUAUCAGAAGUUUCUGCCUGGUUUUCCCAAUGCCUUUCCUUCUGAAGAGGCUGUCCUUCUCUAAGCUCAAUGUGCUCUUCCAUUCCUACUAUCUGCACCCUGACCUGAUCGGACUGCCCUGUGGAGAUACCACCAUCAACAGCAUGUAUGGUCUAUUCAUUGUCAUUUCUGCCUUUGGUGUAGACUCAAUGCUCAUCUUACUCUCCUAUGUGCUCAUUCUGCACUCUGUGCUGGCCAUUGCCUCCAAGGAGGAAAGACUUAAGACAAUCAACACAUGUGUAUCCCACAUCUGUGCUGUGCUCAUCUUCUAUGUGCCCAUGGUUAGUGUGUCAAUAGUCCAUCGAUUUGCAAAGCAUGCCCCCAAUUAUGUUCACAAGUUCAUGUCCCUGGUCUAUCUCUUUGUGCCUCCGAUGCUUAACCCAAUCAUCUAUUCCAUUAAGACUAAGGAGAUCCUCAAGAGACUACACAAGAUGUUAUUGGGAUCUAAGCUGUAA
Castor canadensis (American beaver) is the source of this 939-nucleotide messenger RNA. NCBI's taxonomy places the organism in Eukaryota, Metazoa, Chordata, Mammalia, Rodentia, Castoridae. The record is from RefSeq and is a predicted model, not a curated record.